AUGGCGCCCCGCACAUCCAACAAGAGCAUCCCCGUGCCGCGUGACCAGGCCAGAGCUUCGGCACGUAGUGACGGACAGCAAGCCGCGUGGAGGAGCAGCCUCGACCUGGUGUGGUCCUACUCGCGCUCACAAGCAUUCUAUGGCAACAACAUCGCCACCUCGCCGUCGUUUGUAGAAAGCAGGUGGGCGGGCCGCGAUCCCGACGACGGCGACAGCAUCUACGAGGACGACGAGGACGAUCUCUCCGGCGACGAGAGCACCGACUACGAUGCCAGCACCUCACACUCUCGCUCCGGCACCGAUGCAGACACUGACGACGCCUCCAUGGCGAGCGAUGCAAGAUUCGGCCCCUCGGACGAGUUCGACUGGGAAGGCGAGACCUUGCCACCCAAUGCCACGCAACGCACACGGCGGCGCUCCAAGCUCAGAGACCGCCGGCUCGAGCAGCUCGAGAGCGCCGACGAGGACGAGCGCAGCAGAAGCAGGAGCAGAUCGCCCAAGCGUCUGUCGGGACCGCGUGAACGCGCCUCCAACAGCAAGCUCAACCCCUCCCGCUCAGACGCCAACCGACAAUCCCGCUACUCCACUGCGUCCGGUCAUGUUCUUCGCGAUCCCUUCGCCGAUGAUGAAGCCAAUCUUGCCAACGCAAGUGCCGAGAAUGCCCCCCUCCUUUCGCGCGACCCCACCUCGGACGCCGGCGUGCCCAGGCGCAAGUCGGCCUCCUACGGUGCAAUCCGCCGCCACUCGGGCUCCGGCACAGUCUCUCACCGCUCCGAAUCCGGUCUCCAGCAGCUGCACGAGCUCGGCACCAGCACCCUCCUUCAGUCUUGGUUCAAUACGGUCAACGCUCUCGUAGGCGUCGGCAUCCUCGCCUUACCUCUCGCCUUUUCCUACGCUGGCUGGUUCGGCGGCACCGUCCUCUUCCUCAUCUGUGGACUGCUCACCAACUACACGGGCAAGGUGCUCGCAAAGAUCAUGUCCAAGGAGCCGUCGCUGCGCACCUACGCCGACAUUGGCAGCUAUGCUUUUGGGCCUUCCGCUCGCAUCCUCAUCAGCCUCUUCUUCUGCUUAGAACUCUGGGCCGUCUCGGUAGCGCUCAUCAUUCUCUUUGGCGAUUCCAUGGCCGCCAUCUUCCCCGACGUCGCUCCUUCGGCCUUCAAGCUGCUCGGCUACCUCAUCGUCCUGCCGUCCGUCUUCCUACCGCUCAAGUUCCUGUCGCCCAUCUCGGUGAUCGGCAUCGUGUCCACCUUCACGCUCGUUGUCGUCGUGGUCAGCGACGGCCUGAUCAAGAAGCACGCACCGGGAAGCCUGUGGGAGAUCGCACCCACCACGCUCGGGCCACGCUGGAACCGGCUGCCGCUCAGCUUCGGCCUCAUCAUGUCGGGCUUCUCGUCGCAUCCCAUCAUUCCGUCGCUGGUGCGCGACAUGAAGGACCCGACCAAGUUCCCGCGCAUGCUCAAUCUCGCCUACGUCGCCGCCACCGUGCUCUACCUCGGCAUGGGCAUGGUGGGCUAUGCCAUGUUUGGCGUGAGCGUCUCCGACGAGAUCACCAAGGACCUCGCGCGCACCCCCGGAUUCCCCGUCGUGCUCAACAGCAUCGCCAUCUGGCUCAUCGUCAUCAAUCCGCUCUCCAAGUUCGCGCUUGCCACCAGGCCCAUCCAGACCACCUUUGAGAUUCUGCUCGGCAUCGACGAUCAGACGGCAGCGAGGAUGGAGAUGCGCAAACGCAGGCGCUCCUCGGCAGCGCGUUCCAUCACCAAGGCGCAGUGUGUCAAGCCUACCUCGAGUGCGUUGGAGGCUGAAAGCGCGGCGACAGACCGCGUCGCCCAGCUGACCACCGAGGCAACGGGUGCGCCGCUCUCGGUCUCGCCCCUUCAGCGUGUCUCGUUCGCCACUCCCCAGGUGGCCGCCCAAGAAUCGUCUCCUGGCGCGACGGCGAACGGUGCGCUUGGCGCCGAUCCAACGACGGCAGAGGGGGCAGCCGACGACAAUCCGCUGGCGGGCUCAGCAGUGUCGAUCCGUGCCGCCGAGAUGGCGCAGAAAUUGUCGCCGCGCAUGCGACGCAACUGCCAGAUCGCGCUCAAGAUCGGGCUGACGGCGCUCAUCGCCGUGACGGCCGUGGUGCUGCCGGGCUUUGAACAGGUGAUGGCGUUCCUGGGUGCGUUCCUCGCGUUUGCCACGUGCGUGUUUGGCCCGCUGCUCGCCAAUCUCAAACUGUUCGGUGCCGAGAUGCGACGCUGGCGCAUUGCACUCGACAUUCUCAUCCUCGCCGCCUCGGCCGUCAUGGCCGCCACAGGCACCGUCUGGGCUUUUCUCUAG
This is a messenger RNA of Moesziomyces antarcticus, 2319 nucleotides long. RefSeq lists its product as uncharacterized. Gene Ontology annotation, cellular component: vacuolar membrane. Bases 1 to 2319 code for a protein of 772 amino acids. Lineage: Eukaryota; Fungi; Basidiomycota; Ustilaginomycetes; Ustilaginales; Ustilaginaceae. Gene Ontology annotation, biological process: amino acid transmembrane transport. Gene Ontology annotation, molecular function: amino acid transmembrane transporter activity. The record is from RefSeq and is a predicted model, not a curated record. The transcript has a single exon.